This is a messenger RNA of Entamoeba invadens IP1, 1935 nucleotides long. Its product is annotated as long-chain-fatty-acid--CoA ligase, putative. Bases 1 to 1935 code for a protein of 644 amino acids. The record is from RefSeq and is a predicted model, not a curated record. Gene Ontology annotation, cellular component: membrane; endoplasmic reticulum. Gene Ontology annotation, molecular function: long-chain fatty acid-CoA ligase activity. The transcript is spliced from 3 exons. Gene Ontology annotation, biological process: long-chain fatty acid metabolic process. Lineage: Eukaryota; Evosea; Mastigamoebida; Endamoebidae.
AUGGAACGUGGAGAGAUUAAAGACGGGCAUUAUUACUUCAAAGUCCAAAAUGCAAUGAGUGGGUGGGGGGACCAAGACACCAACAACUUCAUUCGUUCCCAUACCACUUAUGACUCUAUUAAACGUCGUUGCGAUUCCCAUCCGGACGAUGAGUUCUUUGGAUAUCGAGUACGGAAAGGUGGGCAUGGAAUAGGGGAAUACAUCUGGGUGAAGAACAAAGAAGUCCUUGAAUUGGUCGAUGCGUUUGCGGCGACCCUUAUCCACACAUUGAAACUGAAGAAAGGGGACUCGUUGGGAUUUAUCAGUCGAAACCGGUACGAGUGGUAUGUCUCACAAUUCGCAGCGCAGAAAUAUGGGAUCAUCCCCGUGCCACUCUACGCAACACUUGGAGAACAAGCAAUAGACUACAUCGUCGAUUUGAUGCAAAUCAAACACGUCGUGUGUUCACUCGAUAAGACUGUUGCCGGAUUGGAGAAAAGAAAGAAUUUCAUCCAAUUCAUUAUCUUCGAUCAUGAAAAGGUCGAUGGCGUCGAAGUUCCAAAUAAUUCCGUCUAUUUCGAAGAUUUGUUGAAUGAAGGAAGAAGUCUUCACUGCGACGCAGAAAGACCUAAUAUGGACGAUUUAGCUUUGUGUAUUUUUACUUCAGGAACGUCUGGAAAACCAAAAGGUGUGAUGCACACCUUCUCAACCUUUGCACAUGGGAUUACUAGCAUUAAUGAAUGUAAUAUAUUCACACAAUCGCCGAGUAGAAAUGAAACAAUUUUCAGUUAUUUACCUUGCGCUCAUAUAUUGGAACAACAGACGAGUCAAGGAUUUAUGUUUGGCGGUGGACGUGUUGGGUUCAUAUCUGGUGGCAUAGCAUCACUUUCGGACGACUUGUUCCACUGUAAACCAACAUACCUAGCUGUUGUUCCUCGUGUCCUCCAACGUAUUUAUGACACAUUCAAUCACAAAUUCAAUGAAAUGGGGUGUUUGGCGCAGACUUUAUUCAAUGUCGCCUAUUACUUCAAACGUGAAUCAUUAGUCAAUGGCAACUACAAUUACUUGAACUUCGACUUUAUCUUCUCCAAAGUACGCGAUGGCUUUGGUGGGAAACUUCGGUUCAUAUUCAAUGGUGGUGCUCCCAUAACACCAGCGUUAUUCGAGUGGCUUCGUGUCUGCACUGGUGCUCACAUCAUGCAAUCAUAUGGAUUAACCGAAUCGUGUGGUGGGUGCACGUCCUGUUUACCAAAUAUGAACGACCCAAAUGUUAUUUCUUGUGGUUCUCCGUGUGACAGAGUAUCUCUUCGUCUCACUAGUGUUCCUGAAAUGGAGUAUUUUAUUGAUUCGGUGAUUCCAUGUGGUGAAGUUGAGUUGAAAGGUGGUCCCAUUUUCAAAGGGUAUUUCCACAACCCCACCGAGACGGAAAACGCAUUCACUGAAGACGGGUAUUUCAAGACGGGGGAUAUCGGGAGUGUUGCUAAAGAUGGUGCAGUGACUAUCAUCGAUCGUAAAAAGAACUUAUUCAAAUUGUCGCAAGGAGAAUAUAUCGCGGUCGAACCACUCGAAGGGAAAUAUGACGCGUGUGAGUUCGUCGGCCAGAGUUUCAUCUAUGGAGAGAGCACAGACUCUUUCAUCGUCGGUGUCAUCGUACCCAAUUUCAGGAAUGUCCAAAAUUGGUUGAAACAAGAAGGCAAAGAUGUCAAAGACAAUAAAGAGAUAUGUCAGUUGAUCAAUGGGGAAUUCAAAGAUCGGCUCUUGGAAAAGAUCCACGCAUUCAUGAAGGAAAUGAAGGUACCUGGCUACGAACUCAUUCGAAACGUAUACUUCGUCGACGAGGAAUUCUCAACAGAAAAUGAUUUGAUUACUCCUUCCUUUAAAUUGAAGAGAAUGAACUUGAAGAAGAAAUUCAUGAACAAACUCACUGAGCUCAGAAAACAGGCUGGUGCGUUUUAA